CUGUAUUUUCACUUUCCAGAAAAUGAAACUGAAGCAGGAAUGUGGUCACAUGACGAGCGGCUCUGAGUAAAGGCGCUGCUCCCUCAGCGCUUGUUCCCAUUUGCAGAGCCCGGAGCAUGGAGUGUCCCGGGUGCCGGCAUGUCUCCAGAGAGGACGCCCCCAAGUUCUGCAGUGAGUGUGGGCUGAGGCUGCCCACCGCGGCCCCCGCCCCAGAGCCUGAGAGCCACCCGAAGAUGACGCCGGUCCCCGAGGGAGAGAUGGAGAGCGGGCUGGAGCUGAAGGAGGAAGGUGGCCCCAAGGUGACGCCGGUCCCCGAGGGAGAGAUGGAGAGUGGGCUGGAGUCAAAGGAGGAAGGUGGCCCCAAGGUGACGUCGGUCCCCGAGGGAGAGAUGGAGAGUGGGCUGGAGCUGAAGGAGGAAGGUGGCCCCAAGGUGACGCCGGUCCCCGAGGGAGAGAUGGAGAGUGGGCUGGAGCCAAAGGAGGAAGGUGGCCCCAAGGUGACGUCGAUCCCCGAGGGAGAGAUGGAGAGUGGGCUGGAGCUGAAGGAGGAAGGUGGCCCCUUCCCAUCCCUGGACUCAGGUGAUGAGCAGAAAGAUCUGGACGAGCCCUCCUCCCAGACCUCCUGUAACAGCAAACAAAGGAAAAGGAGAAGCAGGAGGAAAAAGAACCGAAAAGCCGCAGCUUCCACGGGGCUGGAGUCCCUGUCCCCGGCCCCCUCCAGCCCCUGUAGUCCGAAUUCACUGGCAGACCCUGGGUUCCAGGAUGCAGCCCCCCCCCAAAGCCCGGCGCAGCAGGGGGCCCCCCCCAGCCAGCCGAGCCAGCCCUCAGGCACGGGCGUGGCUGCAGGAGGCCCAGAGGCCGCCCUGGGGGGCAAGUCUCCAGGCAGCUCAGCACCCCAGGAUCAGACUCAUGGACAUGCACCCCCAGAAGGGAAGGCUGAGGAGGGGGCUGGUCCCACCGCCCCUGCCGGUGAAGGUGGUCCUGGGAAGGAGGACGCCGCCCGGGAGCCCCUGCUGCCGGAGCCCAGGGAAGAGCCGCAGGCCGCGGGGCAGCCGGCUGGGGCCCUGCCCUCUGGGGCAGUUGGCGGCACAGCUGAGCCAGUGAAUUCAGAGAAGGGGACGGAGAGCGAAGCCCAUAAUAAGACUCAAACACCGAAACCACCGCCCACAAGCGCCCCGGCUUCCCGAGAACCCCGCCAGGAAGCUGACACCAAGGGCAAGACCGCCGUUUCCGGAGAGGAGGCCAAGCCCGAGGACCCGAAGAAACCUGGAGGGGACCACAGGAAGGACGAGGCUGCAGCAAGGACUGAGAAGAAACAGAACCAGAAAGCAGAUGCCUGCGCCGGUCCCGGGAGCCCCCUGAGCCCCCAGGAAGGAGUCACGGUGUACUUCCAUGCCAUCAUCUCCAAGGACUUCAACUUCGACCCCAGCAAGCACAGAAUGUUCGUCUGGGGCGGAGAAGAACUUGGGAAGCCCAAGUGGAAGCGUAACGUGUGCGAGAUGUUCACCACCAAACAAUUAGAUGGCCACGGGCUCCUCGUCGAGGGCAGCACCGUCAUUUCCAAGCAGCACCUGGACAGACCCAUUCCGUACAAGUACGUGGUUGAGCUUGGCAAGGACACUGUCCAGUAUGAGUUCAUCUACAAACGUCAAGAGAGGGAGAACGUGCACGUCAACCGCUGUCUGCACGUAAAGUCUAAGCUGCUGAGCUCCAGGGGCUGGCAUCAGUACGAUGACAUUAUCUGCAUGAGGCCCCCUGGGAGCAUACGGAAAUUCCUAAAUAAUUUCACGGACCAGACAACAAAAAGCAUUGUGAACGGGAAGAAGAUCGCGGCCGGCGUCAUGCUGGACGGACUCUUCAGCAUCCUCCAGGCUUGGAGUGCCAACAACCUCAACAGUUUCUUCGCUCAGUUUCGCCAGUUUUAUUCUGUUGUCCACAAGCCCGUGGUCUAUGAAGACCAGGAGCGGUUCUGGGGCUCCCUGCAGUAUGAUGAGAAGCAGGUGAAGAAAGACCUAUGGGAGCAUUUAAAAAAGAAAAUGGCACCGUUUCUGGAAAAAAGUGAGAAGCCUCUACCUGCAGACCUCCCGGUGAAGAGCAGGUUGAGGACGGGGCUGAUCGUCCUCCAUCUGGCCAAGGAGCUGCAGCUGUCCUUGACUCGGCACGACCUGGCCUCGCUCUGCAGCCUCCUGUGCCCGGCGGCCCUCUCCCCGGGCCACCUGCACGCCGACCUAAGCGACAUCUUUGGAACGUCUCAGAGGUGGCGAGAGUCCUUGGUGAGCCUGUGCCAAGACAGCAUGGACGAAGGGGUCUUCCUCUGGGUGGGCACUCUGCCUGUGCUCCACCACUGUGUGGGGCAGUGCCUUGGAGGAAGGCACUCCAGGCAUCAGUCUGAGGACACCUGGGCAGCCCUCGAAGGGAUCUCUUUCUCGGAGCGUCGGGAAACGAGAGCACACGAGAAGCAGUUGCUCCAAGUGAUGAAGGAGAAGAAACACCUGCUGGCCGUGGAUGGACACCUGUUCCGGUCCUGGUUCAGUCUGCUGCCUCUGAGCAACCUGGCUGCCUACCUCCGAGAAUUCACCGACUACUUGCGGAGCUGUCCGGCGCGAGUCCUGGACUGCCUCGUGGGGACCCUGUACCGGCUUCAGGGACUGAGGGAGAUCUCCCAGAGAAACCUGGAGGACAUUGAGAGUCUUUUUAAAAUGCUGCUGCACCUCCUGAACAUGUUUCAGGACAAGGUUCUCCAGGAGACCUCGGCACAGCCCUACCUGACCGUGUGCCUGAAGCUUCACGAGACUGUCUGCACACUCACGAAAAGCGAGACGUUUUACGAGGUGCCGGCCUCCUCCGCCGAGAUCGUCCGCGCCAUCGUUAGUCUGAAGCCGCUGGCGGAUCCAGCGGAUGCGCAGGGAAGUGGGCCGGGAACGAAGGAGUCCGUGAGGACCGUGGUCCAGCAGACCCUCGGAACGACGGAGCAGUGGCUCCGGGGAGUCUUCAAGAAGAGCAUGCUCCAGAGCUCCCAGGCCACCGCCGCCAACUUCACGUACCAACUGGAGAUCCAGGUCUGGCGGCGGCUGGUGGAGAUCAAGUUCCCCGAAGAGUACCUCUGGAAGCAGUCCCUGCUGAGGGACAUGGAAGGGAGGCUCAAACAGGAGUCGCUCUCCUCCCAGAUCUCCGCCUACUGCAACACCCAGUGGGAGGCCGAGGGCCCAGAGGACAGCGUGUACAAGUGCUUGGAGAACUGCGUCAUUGAAGCCGUCAGCGUGGCCUGCCAGUCUCAGACCAGUGUCCUCGGGGCACUGUCUCUUAGUGACCUGCGGAAAUUUGGGACUCUCGUGUCUGUUGUGAUCACCAAGUCGUGGCCGAGGAGCCAUGGGGAGGCCGUGCAUGACUUGGGGGAGGUUCUGAAGCAUCUGCUCACCUGGCCGGACGUCAAGCAUCUCUACAAAUUGUACGGAACCAAUGAGAAAAUCCUGGCACACAUCUCCGAGGAAGGCAAGGAGCUGAUGGCCACCGCCGACUCCGUGUUCACCAAGGUGACCGCCGAUCUCCUGAGCAGGACGGUGCUGGUCGAACAGCUGGAGCUGAUCAGAAGCAACAGGACUCAGUUUCUCGACAUCUGGGACCUGAAGAGAAAAGGUCUUUCGCCCCGGGAGCAGGCAUACGACAUGAGGGACGUGCUGGACUGCAGGUGGGAAGAACUGAAGUUUCUGAAGACCCAGCAGAGCUGUGUGGACAGUCUCCUGAAGCUGUGCGAAGAGGUGUCCACCUGGGUGACCGUGGACUGCAGUGCGAUCGCGGAGAGACACGCAGAGGACCUCGGCCGGAAAACGCUGGACACAGUGGUGCUGUUGGACAGGCCGCCCACUUCCUCACCCCAGAGCAUGAGCACCCAUUACCACCUGAGCUCCAACGUCCAAAAGAUGGCCACAGAGAUCAACUGGCUCAAGGACAGUCACGUCUUCCGGAACUUCUGGGCCGACGCCGCGAGGCUGCGGAGGCCGCCGGGGCAGGUGUCGGAACGGCCAGUGAUGGACGUGGAAUGUGCGUAUAAGAGGCUGUUUCUCCCAAGUUUCUGCAAGUUCGAGAAACUGUACAAGGACCUGAAGUCAGGAGAGGUCACCUUGGGGGAAGUCGAAGCCAUCUUCAACGUCUUUGUGAAUAAAUACAGCGACCUCACCUCUGACCUCCGCGUCAUGUGUGCCCUGGACCCCGGGGACCAGGAGGACUGGAUCGAGGCGCGAGUCGGGCAGAUCAGGGAGUACCACCACCUGCACCAGGCUGCCAGGGCGGCAAAUGUCAUCUUGCAGAUCAAAGAGAACCUGGGCCUGACCGGAGACUUCAGUGUCCUCCACUUACUCUUACGAAUUACUGACACCUUUGAGAACUCUCGUCAUGAAAAACUGGCCCAGAUCAAUCAGGGGAUCAUCCGUGCCAAGCAGCUGCUGCAGGACAUCGACGAGGCCCGGUACCAGUGUCUGCUGGAGCUGGCCCAGAGGAAGGAGUUCGUCAACUGGGUCCGGGAGGCUCUGGAAGGCAUCAACGAGCUGAAGGUGUUUGUGGACCUGGCCUUCAUCUUUGCGGGCGAGAACGACAUGGACGUGGACCGGGUGGCCUACUUCCACGAUGCCGUCCAGGGCUACACCGCCCUUCUCUACAACCUGGACCCCAGCGCAGACUUCCGCGACUUCAUGAACCAGCUGAAGGAGCUCUGGAAGGCUCUGGAAAACGACACGCACCUGCCUGCCAAACUGCGUGACUCCGCCCGGAACUUGGACUGGCUAAGGACGGUGAAGGAGAGUCACGGGUCUGUGGAACGCUCGUCCCUGGCGCUGGCUACGGACAUCAACAGCAGAGGCAUCUACGUGAUCGAAGCGCCUUCCGACGGCCGGAGGAUUUCCCCAGACACGGUUCUACGUCUCUUCCUCUCCGAGACUCUCGGAGGCAGCAAGGAGCCGCGGAUCUACUCCCUGGAGGAGCUAAAGGAACUUUUGAACAAACUGAUGCUGAUGUCUGGCAAGAAAGACCACAACAGCGCUGAAGUCGAGUUGUUCUCCGAGGUGUUUUGCAACGUGCAGAGGCUGAUGGAGUCCUUCAUAAACUUGUACUCGGCCGGGAACUUUCUGUUCCGGGGCUGGAGGGCCGAGGUGUUCUGCUCCUCCCGGAAGGACUCGCACGUGCGGAUGGACUUCGGCCUGGAGCUGCCGGGCAAGCUGAUGGGGUGCGGGCCGCUGGCCUCGCUGCUGGAGGCCGUGUGCCGGCAGAUGGAGCAUUUCUUGGGCCAGUGGGAGGACUUCGUGGCCCAGAAGCGAGCUGAGCACUUUCACCUCAACUACUACACCGCGGAGCAGCUGGUGUACCUGGGCGCGCAGCUCAGCCGGCAGCCGCCCAGUCACGAGGCCCUCACCAUGCUGUCCUUUGUCAAGCGGAAAUGCAGCCCCCGCGACGUCGCAGAGGCCUGCAGGGGGCCCGAUGGCGAGGCCGCCGGACGCCCGCCGCAGACCGUCAUGAACAAGCUGCUGCGCAUGCUCAUCUGUGAGCCCAGCCUGGCGGGCAAGCUGAGGGUCAUCAUGCACCAGUUCCUGACCUGCAUGCCCGCCUUCCUGCCUCACUGCCUGGACCUGGAGGCCCUGGGCCUCUGCCUGGCUCGCCUGGCGGAGAUGGACGGCCAGCUGGUCACACGGGAGCUCCCCAAAGGCCUGCAGGUCGGCCAGCCCAACCUCAUCGUCUGUGACCACGCGGAGGUGCUGCUGGCCGCCCUGGCUGUCUACGCGCAGAGCCCGGGGCAGCCGCUGCCCACCUACGAUGAGGUGCUGCUGUGCACCCCGGGGACCACAUUCGAGGAGGUGGCGCUGCUCCUGCGGCGCUGCCUGAGCCCCGGCUCCGGGGGACGCGGCAUCUACAGCCUGCUGCACGCCGACCAGCUGAGCUACGAGGUGGCCUGCCGGGCGGAGGCGCUCUUCCUGAGCCUGUGCACGCAGCCUCACCGGGAGGACUACCGGCUCGUCAUGGUCUGCGACUGUGAGCGGGAACACUGCUACCUGCCCUCGGCCUUCAGCCAGCACAAAGUCCCCGUCACCCCCCAGGCGCCCCUCGACACCAUCCGGGCCUACCUGGAACAUCACUACCAGGUCCCAGCGGGGGUCACGUCCGCCGCCACGGUUUUCAGGAACCAGAUGUGUGUGGGGAUCGUGACCUCAGAGAGAGCCGGUGUUGGAAAGUCUCUCUACGUGAAGCGAUUGCAUGAAGCGCUGAAAAGGAAGUUUACGGGGAAAAAAGUACCUCUGAAAAUUAUUCGACUGAUUGACCCUCAGGUGGAUGAAGACCAAGUUCUGGGCUCCCUGCUGCCUUACCUGGGCACCCAGUAUCAGACGAGACCCAUGAUGUUCCACUUUGACGUGACCUCCUCUGUGCAGACUGGAAUCUGGGUAUUUCUUUUCAAACUCCUCAUCCUGCAGUACUUAAUGGACACCAGCGGGAAAAUGUGGCUUCGAAACCCAUACCACUUAUACGUCGUCGAAAUCCUGGAAGGGCAUUCGGCUCUGCCUAGGACGUCGUCAAAACUGAGGACCCGUGCCCCCCAGUUCAGUUUUCUUGACAUCUUCCCCAAAGUCACCUGCCGGCCUCCCAAGGAAGUGAUCAGCAUGGAGCUCGACCCUCGGCGGAACCCCAGAGAGCCGGGGAUGGAUCCGACUGAGUUCCGCAGCGAGAAUUUCCAGCGACCGUUCCAAUAUUUGAAACGGUUCCAUCAGAAACAAAACCUAGACACGUUUCAGUACGAAGAGGGCCGGGUGGAAGGGACCCCCGUGGAGUGCCUGCAGCACCUCCUCAUCUACUGUGGGGUGAUGGACCCGUCCUGGUCGGAACUCUGGAACUUCGCCCGGUUCCUGAACUGCCAGCUCAGGGACUGCGAGGCCUCCCUCUUCUGCAACCCGGCGGUCGUCGGGGACACGCUGGUGGGCUUCAAGAACUUUGUGGUGACCUUCAUGAUUUUCAUGGCAAGAGAUUUCGCCACACCGACACUCCACAUGUCCGACCAGAGCCCAGGGAAGCACGUGGUCAGGAUGGACGGGGUCAGGGAAGAAGACAUAGCCCCUUUCUCUCUGCGAAAGCGGUGGGAAUCGGAGCCCCACCCGUACGUGUUCUUCAACCAUGACCGCACGACCAUGACGUUCAUAGGGUUCCACUUGCAGCCCAACAAGAAUGGCACCGUCGACGCCAUCCAUCACGGGACCAGGAAGGUGAUCAAGGAGAACGUCAUGACGGUGGAGCUGUACCAGGGGCUGCUGCUGCAGAGGGUGCCCUUCAACAUCGACUUUGAUCAGCUGCCCAGGGAUGAGAAACUGGAGCGACUCUGCCUGGCACUCGGGAUCCAGUGGCCCAUGGACCCUGACGACACGUACGAGCUCACAACAGACAACAUGCUGAAGCUCCUUGCCAUCGAGAUGCGCUUCCGCUGUGAGAUCCCCGUCAUCGUCAUGGGGGAGACCGGCUGUGGGAAAACCAGGCUCAUCAAGUUCCUCAGCGACCUGCGGCGCGGGGGUGUCGACGCCGAAACCAUGAAGUUGGUCAAGGUCCACGGGGGAACGAGUGCAGCCAUGAUCUACAGCCAAGUCAAGAAGGCGGAAAGACUUGCCCUCAUCAAUAAGAGCAGACAUCAGCUGGACACCGUCUUGUUCUUCGAUGAGGCCAACACCACGGAAGCUGUCAGCUGCAUCAAAGAGGUCCUGUGUGACCGCACGGUGGACGGCCUGCCGCUGGCGGAGAACUCCGGCUUGCACAUCAUCGCGGCCUGCAACCCGUACCGGAAGCACUCCCAGGAGAUGAUCUCCCGCCUGGAGGCGGCCGGCUUGGGCUACCGGGUGAGCGCCGAGGAGACCAAGGACCGGCUGGGCGCCAUCCCCCUGAGGCAGCUGGUGUACCGCGUCCACGCUCUGCCGCCAAGCCUGGUUCCUCUGGUGUGGGACUUCGGGCAGCUGAAUGACAUCACGGAGAAGAUUUACAUCCAGCAGAUCGUCCAGAGGCUGGUGGACGCCACGGCGAUAGGCCCAGCCGAGACGCGUGUGAUCACCGACGUGCUCUCUGCCUCCCAGUGUUUCAUGAGGAGCAGGGACAACGAGUGCAGCUUCGUCAGCCUGCGGGACGUGGAGCGUUGCGUGAAAGUCUUCGGGUGGUUUUACGACCACAGCCAGAUGCUCCUGUCCAAGCUGGAGGCCUUUGCCUGCGCGUCCGACGCCAUCCCGGAGGACUUCGACAGAGACCCCGUGCUCUGGUCGCUGGUGCUGGCCGUCGGGGUGUGCUACCACGCCUCGCUGGAGAAGCAGGAGCUGUACCGCGAGGCCAUCUGCAAGUUUUUUCCGCGGCCGUACGACGACGGCAGGGCGUUGCUGGACGAGAUAACGCGCACGCAGGACCUGUUCCUGGACGGUGUGUCUCUGAGGAAAACCAUCGCCAAGAACCUGGCUUUGAAGGAGAACGUCUUCAUGAUGGUGAUCUGCAUCGAGCUGAAGAUCCCGCUCUUCCUGGUGGGAAAGCCCGGCAGCUCCAAAUCUCUCGCCAAGACCAUCGUGGCGGACGCCAUGCAGGGCCAGGCCGCCCACUCGGACCUGUUCCGGAGACUGAAGCAGGUCUACCUGGUGUCCUUCCAGUGCAGCCCGCACUCCACCCCCCAGGGCAUCAUCGGCACCUUCAAGCACUGCGCCCGCUUACAGCAGGACAAGGACCUGCAGCAGCACGUCUCCGUGGUGGUGCUGGACGAGGUCGGGCUGGCCGAAGACUCGCCCAAAAUGCCCCUCAAGACUCUGCACCCGCUGCUGGAAGACGGGUGCAUCGAAGACGACCCUGCCCCCCACAAAAAGGUUGGCUUCAUCGGCAUUUCCAACUGGGCUCUGGACCCCGCCAAGAUGAACCGGGGCAUUUUUGUGUCCCGUGGCAGCCCCAAUAAGAAGGAGCUCAUACAGAGCGCCAGGGGCAUCUGCUCUUCAGAGCCCCUCGUCCAAGAGCGGAUCCAAGGCUACUUCGCACCCUUUGCCAAAGCCUACGAAACGGUGUGCAGCCAGCAAGACAAGGAGUUCUUCGGUCUCCGCGACUACUACAGCCUCAUCAAGAUGGUCUUCGCCACCGCGAAGGCCUCGAACAGGAGCCUGUCCCCGCACGACAUUGCGCAGGCCGUCCUUCGCAACUUCAGCGGCAACGACGAGAUCCGAGCUCUGGACAUCUUCGCGGCCAGCUUGCCCGAGGCGAAGCUCUCGGAGGAGGUGAGCACCAUGCAGCUGAUCAGGCAGAACGUGCACGGCGACCUCCCGAGUGCGCCAGGCCAAGAGCCGGGGGACUCCGAGUCCCGCUACCUGCUGGUGCUGACCAGGAACUACGUGGCGCUGCAGAUCCUGCAGCGGACCCUCUUCGGCGAGGACCAACAGCCGGAGAUCAUUUUUGGCUCCAGUUUCCCCAGGGACCAGGAGUACACCCAGGUCUGCAGAAACAUCAACCGCGUGAAAAUCUGCAUGGAGACCGGCAAGACGGUGGUGCUGCUGAAUCUGCAGAGCCUCUACGAGAGCCUCUACGACGCCCUCAACCAGUACUACGUCUACCUCGGGGGUCAGAAGUACGUGGACCUCGGUCUGGGGACCCACCGGGUCAAGUGUCGGGUUCACCCACAGUUCCGCUUGAUAGUCAUCGAAGAGAAAGACGUGGUCUGCAAACACUUCCCCAUCCCCCUCAUCAACCGACUAGAGAAGCACUAUUUGGACAUCAACACCGUUCUGGAGAAAUGGCAGAAGGACAUUGUGAAGGAGCUCAAGGCCUGGGUGGACAAGUUCAUCGAUAUCAAAGCACCGCAGAGCAUAGCCAGGUACAGCCCUCCUGACGUCUUCAUCGGCUACCACUCGGACACUUGCGCCUCUGUGGUGCUCCAGGUCAUAGAGAGGCUCGGUCCCAGGGCCUUCACCCACGAGUGUUACCAGCAGGCGUUGGAAGAUGCCAAGCUGGUGCUGCUGGACUGCGCCACACCGGACGCCGUGGUCCGGCUCAGUGCUUCCGCCCUGGACACGUUUGCUGCCCGGUCCCUGUCAAACGUGUACUAUUACACGCAGCAACACAACUCCUUUGCAGACUUCCUCCAGGCUCACCUGCGUGCGCUGGAUCCGGGGCGCCAUGCCGUCUUCACGGAGAUCACCACUUUCUCCAGACUGCUCACCAGUCAUGACUGUGAGAUUCUAGAAGCGGAAGUAACCGGCAGGGCCCUGAAACCCAUGAUCCUGUCGCUACAGCAGUUUGACACCGAGUACUCAUUCCUCAGAGAAGUUCGAAACUGCUUGACAGGCUCAGCCACGGGCAAGAUCCUCAUCAUCCAGACAGAUUUCGAAGAUGGUGUUCACAGUGCCCAGCUCAUCGCUUCGGCCAAGUAUUCCGCUCUCAACGAGAUCAACAAGAUCCAGGGAGACCAGGGCUGUAUCUUCAUCUAUUUCAUCACCAAACUGUCCCGGAUGGAAAGCGGAACCUCUUACGUGGGCUUCCACGGAGGGCUGUGGCAGUCUGUGCACAUUGACGACCUCCGGCAGUCCACAGUCAUGGUUUCGGAUGUGACCAAGCUGCAGGGCAUGACCAUCAGCCAGCUGUUCGAUCCCCACGGCGGACCCGAGGCCAAGGUGGGACACGGGGCCAGCAAGGGCCAUGAGGAGCCGAUGGAAGUCGACCCACCUGCGCCCCCGAGAAGCCACGCGCAGGCCCUGGACAGUGGCAGCCUGCUGCGCAGCUGCAUACAGAGCGCGGUGGGCCUGCUGCAGGACCCAAGCCCGCACCACCAGCGUAACGUGAGGCGGGUGGAGAUCCUGCUCGACCACCUCAAUGAGGACGAUGAGCGCAAAGCCGCGUUCUUGCGGGCAGCCAAGAUGCGCCUCCAGGACCUGCUUACGAAGCAGGAGGAGACCCACACGCUGGACAGGAAGGACUGGGUGGUGCGGGAAGCCUCCAACCCCGACGCCCUGCAGGAGGCAGGCACCUUCAGGCACACCCUCUGGAAGCGAGUCCAGGGCGCCGUGACCCCUCUGCUGGCGAGCAUGGUGUCGGUCAUCGACAGAGACAGCAACCUGGAGCUUCUGGCCAGGCCCGAUUCUCCGUCUUGGGCGAGAGAUCUUUGGAUGUUUAUUUUCAGUGACAUUAAGCUGCUGAACAUUCCUCUUGUGACGGCUAGUCCAAGGUCACAGAGCGAGAUGUCCCACAUCCUGGUGCCGAGCCACAUGACGCUCUCAGAACAGGACCACAGCACCAUCCCGUUCAGCUGGAGGAUCAGGGACUACAUAGAGGAACUGUGGGUCCAGGCGCAGUACAUCUCCAAGGCCGAAGAACUGCCCAGGAAGCUGGUGGAGAUCUUCCAGCGGACCCCGCUGGGCAGCUUCAUCGCGCGGCGGCGGGCGGACGAGCGGCAGGAGCUGCUGCAGGGCUACCUCCGGGACUUUCUGCUCCUGACCAUGAGGGUGUCCGCGGGGCGUGAACUGGAGUUCCUACAGAUGGCCCUGUGGUCCUGCAUCCGCCAGCUGGGGGCAGAAAGCCCCAUGGAGGAGCUGUCCCUCCCGUGGGUGCACCUGGCCUAUCAGAGUUUCAGGAUCCGACUCCAGAACUUCUCCAGAAUCUUGACUCUCCACCCCCCGGUCCUGGACAGCCUCACCGAAGCCUCACAACACCACGACUGCACUGGCCCCGAGAUGACUCUAGACGCGUUUGCAGCAGUGGCCUGCGCCGAGCUGCUGACCAGGGACCUCCUGAAGCCCAGUCCCCAGGCGUGGCUGCAGAUGGUGAAGAACCUGUCCAUGCCGCUGGACCUGCUCUGCUCCGACGGGUAUGCGCCAGACCAGAGCAAGGCCGGGGACCUCAUCCGGGAAGUCAGGGGCCAGUGGACUCGCGUCUUCUCCGUCGCGCUCUUCGUGGAGCACGUGCGCCUGGGGAUCGAGAGCCGCGUGCCUGAGCUGCGCGGUCUGGUGACCGACUUCGUCUUCCUACUGAACAAGUGUCUGCAAGAGAACUCGGACAUCAAGACCAUCCGGCCUUUCCGGGCAGUGAUGGCCACUCUCUGUGAGUGUAAGGAUAAGGCCAGCAGGACCUUCACCCGGUUCGGCAUCCGGCCGUGCUCCGUCUGCCUGGAGGACACGAAGGAGCCCAUCUGCCUGCCCUGUGAUCACGCCUUCUGCCUGGCCUGCAUCCGGCAGUGGCUCACCAGCGGCCAGAUGGCCUGUCCCUUCUGUUUAACCGAACUGCCAGACCCGUUCCCCCUCAAGGUUUCCCAGGAGCUGAAGCACGCCACUGAGAAGCACGCCUACUUCCGACACCUGUGCACCAGCUUCUUCGUGGACCUGGUGUCCACCAUGUGCUUCAAAGACAACUGUCCCCCGCACAAGGAUGUGGUCGAGGCUCUGCUGUCCUUACUCUUCGUGCAGAAGACGCUCUUACGAGACGCGCCCCAGCGACACUGUGAACUCACCAAGUCUCUGUCUCCGUUCGACGACGUCGUCGAUAAGACGCCCGUCAUCCGCUCCGUGGUCCUGAAGCUGCUCCUGAAGUACAGCUUCCACCAAGUCAAGGAUUACAUUCAGCAGUACUUGACCCAGCUGGAAAGGAAAUCGUUCCUGCCGGAGGAUAAGACGGAGCUGUACGUGCUGUUCAGCAGUUGUCUGGAGGACUCCAUCCAUGAGAAGAACAGCGCGCUCUGGGCCAGCGAGCCCGCCAGGGCCCUGAAGGAGGACGGCCGCUUCCUGCAGGCGUGUCUGCCCGGGGGGCGCGGCCGGCAGCCCGCCCCGGAGGCCUCUGUGGAGCACCUGCAGGAGGUGGCCAGGACCCGCCUCUGCCUGGACAGGGCUGCUGACCUCCUCUCUGAGCCUUGGGAAGAGAUGGCGGAGGACAGGCGGCAGUACCUGGGGCAGGUGCAGCGCCUCUGCACGCAGGCCAGGAACGACUGGUACCGGGUGUACCUGGUGCGGAAGCUCGCGAGCCAGCAGGGAAUGGAGUUCGUGCACGGUUUCUCCCGGCCCGGCCACCCGGCCCAGUGGGUGUUCCCCAAGGAAGUCAUUGUCCUGCAGGAGGCGCACCCGAGCCAGAUGGACCGCUACCUGGUGCACGGAUUGGAGUACAAGGCUGUUCGUGACGCGGUGGGCAAAGCUGUCCUGGGGAGCAGUCCCCUGGCCGUUCCGACUGCUCUGGAGGCCUGCAGGAACUCCCGGACGCGGCAGGCUGUGUGCUUACUGCUGGCGCUUUUCAGAGAGGUCACCGCGCUGUACCGGUCCCGCAACGCCAGCCUGCGCCCCACGCCGGAGCAACGUGAGGCCGUGAACAAAUUCAUUGAAGAAAGCCAGGCCCUGUCCCCUGACAUGAGAGAUUUUGCAAAAUCCCUCGCGACCAACACUCUGCCGCUGCUGAAGAUGGUGCCCGGCGACAGCCUGGAAGGCGCCGUGACCGAAGUGGCCGUUCACGCUGCCGUCGUCCUCCUCUGUGGGCAGAACAGGCUCUUGGAGCCCCUGAAGAACUUGGCCUUCUCCCCAGAAACCAUGGCGCGGGCCUUUCUCCCGACCAUGCCUGAGGACCUGCUGUCUCAAGCCCGGACCUGGCAGGGUCUGGAAUACGUCUACUGGUACGUGUGUCCCAGAGGUCACCCGUGCACUGUAGGAGAGUGUGGCAGGCCCAUGGAGCAGAGCGUCUGCGUGGACUGUGGCGCGCCUGUCGGAGGGGUGAACCACAAGGCCAACCGAGGGUUCACUGCCAUCGGGCAGAGCGCAGACAGAACGCAGACGGGCCACGUGCUGGGAAACCCACCCGCCAGGGACCAGGUGGUGGUUUCGGACCGCGAGCUCUCCCCGGGGGUCUUUCUUCUCGCCAGGCUGCUCACUCACCUGGCGAUGUUCCUGGGGGCGGCCCACAGCCCGCAGGCUCUGACCAACAUCAUCAAGCCUUCGGUGAGGGACCCGAGAAGCUUUCUGCAGCAGCACAUCCAGAGAGACCUGCAGCAGCUGAUGAAGACGCUGGGCAAGGGGGCCGACGACGCGGCCACCGUGGUCCACAUCGUCCUGCGCAGCCUCCUCGAGGACCAGGGCCACCUCUCCGGCCAGAGAGCGUUCGACGUGGAUGCGGUCUUGUCGACCCGAGAGAAGAGGAACUCCUGGGAGAAGGCUGUGGAAGCCCUCCUCUUACCUGUGCUGGAGCGUCUAGAUAAAACCCUCCUGGCGGUGAACACUCUCAUCAGUGGCGAUGAGCGUGUCAGCUCCAACCCGGUGGCCAGAAUCGUGUUCGGGGACCCGGCGUCCUUCCUGUCCAGCCUGCCCCCGCGCAGCAUGGUCCACUGCUCCAAGAUGUGGAACUGCAGGACCAGGAUCACCGUGGAGUACCUCCGGCACAUCGUGGAGCAGAAGAACGGCAAAGAGACCAUGCCUGUCCUCUGGAAGUUCCUGCAGAAGGAAGCAGAGCUCAGACUGGUGAAGUUCCUGCCCGAGAUUCUGGCCCUGCAGAGGGGUCUAGUGAAACAAUUCCAGAAUGUGUCGGAAGCUGAGUACCAGUCCAUCAGAGGGUUCAUUGACAGCCACCACUCAGUGGGGCUGAAGCGGCUGCUCCUAGACAGAGUCCAGGUGUUCCUGUCCACGUGGAACAAGCUGAGGAGGUCCCUGGAGACCCACGGCGAGAUCAAGCUGCCCAAAGACUGCUGCAGCGCAGACCUGGACCUCGACUCAGAGUUCGAGGUCAUCCUGCCGCGUCGCCAGGGCGCGGGCCUCUGCUCCACAGCCCUGGUCAGCUACCUGAUCAGGCUGCACAACGACAUGGUCUACACGGUCGAAAAGUUCUCCAGGGAAAACAGCAGCUAUUCCGUCGACGCCUCCGAGGUCACCGACCUGCACGUCAUCAGUUACGAGGUGGAGCGGGACCUGAUGCCGCUGAUCCUGUCCAACUGCCAGUACCGAGUGGAGCUGGGCAAGGAGAACCUGCAGGAGUUCGACCUGGAGAAGAUCCAGCGCCAGGUCAUCAGCCGCUUCCUCCAGGGCAAACCCAAGCUGACCCUCAAGGGCAUCCCCACGCUGGUGUACAGGCGCGACUGGGACCACGAGCGUCUCUUCAUGGGCAUCAGGGACAAGAUGGCCCAGAGCCCCCUCCCCAACGCGGCCGUCAGCGCCAUCUGCGGGCAGCUGCAGUCCUACAGCGACGCCUGUGAGGCUCUGUCUGUCAUAGAGGUCACCCUGGGCUUCCUGAGCACCGCUGGCGAGGACCCCAACAUGGACCUGAACAUGUACAUCCAGGACAAGCUGCGCAUGGGCGACCAGACAGAGCAGGUGUUAAAGGCCUUCCACAGGUGUCAGCUCCAGCACGUCAUCGCCCUCUGGCAACUCCUCUCUGCGCACAGGUCUGAGCAGCAGGUGCGGCUGAGAAAGGAGCCCUUUGGGGAGAUGGACGCCAAGUUCAGAGUUGAGCUCAGCCCAGAAAAUGCUAAGCUGCUGAGCACGUUCCUGAACCACAGCAGCCUGGACACCUUCCUUCUGGAGCUACACGAGAUGAUCGUCUUGAAACUGAAGAACCCCCGCACCAAGGAGGACUUCAACCCCCAGUGGAGCCUGAGAGACACUCUAGUGAGCUACAUGGAAACUAAAUAUGGUGACGUUCCCCCCGAGCUGGAGUCCCAGUUCCCGGAGGAGAUUCUGCUCUGCAACUGUGUCUCCGUGUGGAAGACGGCAGCUGGGCUGAAGCGGAGCCGACAGGCGAGAUAGAGCUGCUCCCGGGCGCCGGCUCUGCCCCGGAACACCUGUCCUCAGCGGGUGGCGGCCGCUGGUCACGAGAGGGGGUCUGAGAGCGCCACCGUCCUCUGCGCCCCGGCCGAACGGACAGGCUGCCUCGGCCUCCAGCCUCUUCACUGGAACAUCCCAGCCCCAGGCCGCCUCCUCCUCAGACGACUACCUGGUCCGAGGGAGAGGCAGCGGGGUUACUAAUUUCCGCUUUUGUUUUUGUUUUUCUAACGUGUUCUGCACUCACAGAAGAGAACCUGGCUUUCUUCUCUCUUCCAUUCCUUUAACUUCUGAGUGUUGUACAGAUGUUCCUAGGUUCCCAAGGACACAGAACAAAGGCUCUGCUGCCUCCUCACACGUCAGGGCUUCCUGGGAGCAAUGGGACUUCGAGCCAAACCAGCGAGACCUCACGCGGGCCCUGCCCUGAGCCACGGCCACACAGUCAGGGUCCGGGCACUAGAACUGCGGACGCUCUGAGGCUGUUUCCUCACCUGUGCAAUGAAGGAACUGGCACGAGGAUGCCCUCCUCUCUCCGGUGUUUUGAAAUGUUGAAUGCAAGUCUGUCCGUGUGGACUCGGGUCAGGGGCACAGCCCUUCCUGGCAUUUCUGCAGGAAGCAUUUGACUGGCAUUCUGCCAAAUGCACGUGAUCCCCGCCCGGCCUCGAUUUCCCCGAGGGCGCCCGUGUCCGGUGCUGGCUUGGGCUCCUGGCCGAGGCGUAAAGACAGACUCAGAGAGAACGCAAAGCCAGUGGGGCUUCUGGAAAAGGAACAAGGGCGCCCAGCCCCAACCCCAUGCACGUCCCCACCGGAAGUGACAUGCCUACUGACCUCUCUGGACCAGUUCCUGUUCUCCUGGGUGACCACUGAGAAACAACUGUUUACAAGCCAGGCAAGGUCCUCAGUGUACAUUCUGAGUGAGUUCAUGACUCCGUGGACUUGAAAGCGGGUCCAUGGGUGAUGAGACCGGCACCAACACCAAGAACCCCGCACCCUGCCGUCACUGUCGCACUUGGCGAGGGGAGUACAAGUGAUCCAGGUGCCUUGGGCAUUCACCUGCUACGACCCACCUGCACUGUCAUCUGGUGGGCCCAUCGUCCCGACUAUGCAAAGGCACUCCUGCCGGCGUCUGCAUCCUGGAGCGCCACGUCAUCACUGCCGCUGCCUCAGGAGAGGGGGCUGCCUGGUCAGGCCUCCAGCUGGCACCUGGCAGUCCCGUGAUACCUCAGGCGGGAGGAGCCGGCCAGGCCAGCAGGUGCCACUCUGGUGCCUCACUGCCACACUGGAGCAGAAGACCCUUUUUUCAGCAGAGGGGGCACGGGGACUUUUCUCUCCGCUUUUAUGAAGGUUUUUAAAUUAAGAUGUCUUAUUGCGUGUGCUAUGCUUUCAAAGCCUUAACUGUCGUUAUCCAGCGUGACCUCAUUUGUAUAAAAGUGCGCAGGCCUAGCACACACAAAUGCAAAUUUUGUUAUACUUGUUAUACCUGUUUAAUAAACUUGAGUUUUG
This is a messenger RNA of Molossus molossus (Pallas's mastiff bat), 17249 nucleotides long. RefSeq names its product ring finger protein 213 (gene RNF213). The record is from RefSeq and is a predicted model, not a curated record. Lineage: Eukaryota; Metazoa; Chordata; Mammalia; Chiroptera; Molossidae. The transcript is spliced from 66 exons. Gene Ontology annotation, molecular function: ubiquitin-protein transferase activity; ATP hydrolysis activity; metal ion binding. Gene Ontology annotation, cellular component: membrane; nucleolus; cytosol. Bases 117 to 15731 code for a protein of 5204 amino acids. Gene Ontology annotation, biological process: negative regulation of non-canonical Wnt signaling pathway; sprouting angiogenesis; ubiquitin-dependent protein catabolic process.